AGUAUGCAGUUGGCUCUUCUGCGUGAAUAGAGUGAUUAUAACGCAGUGAAGUUUCCGGUGUCACCUAUCCACCGGUUGAAUAAAAAAUUUAAUGUCUUCUAUUCUCCAAUCGGAACUCGUGCUUCACGAUUCACUUGGCACCGAGGGACACCUGCAGUACUCAUUGUAUCAUAAAUCUGUCGAGUGAAAUAAUAUCACGGACAGCACAACACAUGAGCUAAUUAGUGAGCACACAAAUGUACGUCCAAGUGAAUUCGGGUUAUCAAGAUUGUUCGAUAACUAAUCAACUACUAUCAUGAAUGUCGGAAGUUCUCAGAUAAUUGCCCACUGAAUGCAAUUCGAUACGGGCAGAUCUAAGUUGAGUUAAUGAAUCAGUGAUAACGAAACGUGAAUAGAUGAAUUGAAUUUCUAUCGUAACAAGUGGCCACUCGGUGAAUAGUAACAAUGGGCUCCAAGAUGCGGGUGAGGAGGCUGAAGGAGCUGCCAAGGGAUAUAACUCCAAUGAAGUCCUAUGCAAAUGCUGCGGCUUGCCCGGUUGGGCAUAGAAAUCAGAGAGAAUUAACGUGGGAGCAGGCAACACCGUACGAGAACAUACCGGGACCUAAAUCACUGCCGCUUAUUGGGAAUAUGAUAAGAUUCAUGCCAUUCAUUGGUGAAUAUGCAAAUCUAUCCGCGUUCGACCAAAUGUUGAUGCUCCAGAGGGACUAUGGGAAUAUCGUCAAAUUGGAGGGCAUACCUGGUCGACGAGCUGCCGUGUUUUUGUUCAAUGCGGAGGACUGCGAAAAAAUGUACAGGCUGGAAGGGCCCCGACCUAUGCGAGUGGCAAUUCAAACAAUGGCCAGUUAUCGCCAGAGAAAUUCUCAUCUUUACAAAGACAAAUAUGGACUAGUAGCUAGUCAAGGUGAGGCUUGGCACAACUUUCGCAAGAAUGUGAACCAGCAUAUGAUGUCGCCGAGGAGCAUCAAACCCCACGUGGUGCAAGUCGACGAAGUUGCCAGUGACUUUAUCGCGAGAAUACGGAAACUCCGAGAUGUAAAAACUUUGAAACUGCCUACCACGUUCAACAACGAGAUGAAUAAGUGGGCUCUCGAGUCAAUUUGCGCAAUCGCCCUGGAUCACCGUCUGGGCUGCCUGGAAGACAAUCUCCCUCCAGACUCCGAUCCCCAGAGAAUGAUAAAUGCAAUUCACAAAAUGUUUGAAUUAUUCUAUCAACUCGAAGUCCUUCCCUCCCUGUGGCGCCUCUACGAUACAAAAAAACUGAGACAAUUAUUCCGCACACUGGAUUUGAUAAAUGGAAUUGCCUGCAAACACAUUGACGAAGCUCAAAUAAGAUUUUCCAAAUCACCAAAGGGACCAGAUGAGCGGAGCGUACUGGAGAGUCUAUUGAGCAUUGACGAACAAACGGCAUACAUAAUGGCACUUGAUAUGUUGACCGCUGGAAUCGAUACGACUGGCAAUGCCACAGGUACACUGCUCUACCACAUAGCAAUAAAUCACCGUGUGCAAGAAAAAUUACGCGCUGAGGUGGAAAAUUUGCUGACGGAGAAAAUAUCACCGGUGACAUACGACAUUUUGAAUAACAUACCUUACCUUAAAGCGUGCAUCAAAGAAUCACUGCGAUUAAUCCCAAUCGCAAUUGGCAACCUCCGAACGAUGCAGAAAGACGUUGUCAUCGGUGGCUAUCAAAUUCCAAAAGGGUGUGAUUUAAUAGCCUCUCACAGUGUACUAGCUGUUAGCCCAGAACACUUCUCUCAACCCGGUGAAUUUAUACCCGAGAGGUGGUUGAGGGAGAACACAUUGGCCACGAUAAAAUCGGCUAAAGAGGCGCAUCCAUUCGCCUACAUGCCUUUCGGUUUUGGACCCCGCACAUGUAUUGGCAGACGAUUCGCCGAAAUGGAAAUUGAAACGCUUGUGAUGAGAAUUGUGAAAAAUUUUCGGGUAGAAUGGUCUAAUCCACCGAUUCAGAUAAAUAGUGGGUUUAUCAAUACUAUAGCGUCACCGUUGCAGUUCAAACUGACUGAUAUCUGAGUGAACUCGGUUAGUCUUCGUCACUUGCCAGGUGGAAAUUUCGCUCAGUUUGCUUGUGUCUAGAUCCAAUACUUUUUUUUUUUUUUUAUAUAUUCCGGCCCUUUCUGCCCUCUGAUUGGCUAAUCGGCCCUA
This is a messenger RNA of Diachasma alloeum, 2160 nucleotides long. Its product is annotated as cytochrome P450 CYP12A2. The transcript is spliced from 6 exons. Gene Ontology annotation, molecular function: heme binding; oxidoreductase activity, acting on paired donors, with incorporation or reduction of molecular oxygen; iron ion binding. The record is from RefSeq and is a predicted model, not a curated record. Lineage: Eukaryota; Metazoa; Arthropoda; Insecta; Hymenoptera; Braconidae. The coding region runs from base 445 to 2028 and encodes 527 amino acids.